AUGGCGGCAAACUCCCAUCUCCGCGCGGAUCUGGUGGCGAAAGCCCAUCUCCGCGCGGAUCUGGUGGCGAAAGCCCAUCUCCGCGCGGAUCUGGUGGCGAAAGCCCAUCUCCGCGCGGAUCUGGUGGCGAAAGCCCAUCUCCGCGCGGAUCUGGUGGCGAAAGCCCAUCCCCGCGCAGAUCUGGUGGCGAAAUCCCAUCUCCACGCGGAUCUGGCGGCGACAUACCAUAUCCGCGCGGAUCUGGUGGCGAAAUCCCCGUUCCGCGCAGAUAUGGCGGCGAACUUUGACCCCUCCCCUCUCAAGUCCUUCUCCCACUGGCCGCUCUCCAGCUCCCACCCGCUUCUCACAGCCGGCUCAACCCGUCGCAACCGCUCGUCCCUCUCCCUCACCACGCUCUCCGACCUCAACGCUGCCGCCCUCGCGCUGCACCCCACCCCCUUCGCCCUGCUCACCCCCGCCACGCCCUCCUCCCCCUGCCGCCCCUUCUCCUUCUCCACCUCCUUCACCUUCCGCAUCUCCUCCCCCAACGCCGCCGGGCUGGGCGGCGAGGGCUUGGCGUUUGUGAUGCUGCCGUCUCCCACUCUUGGCUUGCCGGGGCCCUCCCUGGGGUACGGCCGCCUGCUGCUGCCCCCGGGGAGCACGACCGGUGCUGAUGACUCGCAGGUACGCGCAUCUCAUCAGCACCAGCAGUGUUCCAUUUCAGGUACGUGUCAUCUCACGUACGUGUCAUCUCAGCAGCACAGGAGCCUGGCAGUGGAAUUCGACACAUCCUCUUCUCCUGAAUUCUUCGACCGCCCCGACCACCACGUGGGGAUGAACCUGCACGGCAGCAUGCUCUCUCUCGCCUCUGCCCCCGUGCACCCCCUCGGCAUUCCCUCCCUCAACGCCGGCCAGACCCUCCUCGCCACCAUCCAGUACAACGCCUCCUCCUCCCACCUCACCGUCUGGCUCUCCCCUGCCCCCUCCUCCUCCCCCCCCCCCUCCACCCCUCGCUCCUCCUGUCGCUUUCCUUGCUUCCCUGGUUUCCCCCGGUUCACUCGCUCUCCCUCCCCCUCCUCCUCCUCUUCCUCCUCCUCCCACUCCGCCCCCUCUCUCCCGCGCUCGGCCGUGCUCACCACAUUCGUGGACACCUGCGAGUGGCUGGGGGGGAACGACCCGGAGGCAGCGGCGCCCCCCCCGCCGCUGUUUGUGGGAUUCACAGCGGCCACGGGCAAGGGGGCGGAGCAGGCUCAGGCGCACGAGGUGCUGGGGUGGAGCUUCCAAGUCGGGGAGGGUGAGUUCCAAGUCGGGGAGGGUGAGUUCCAAGUCGGGGAGGGUGAGUUCCAAGUCGGGGAGGGUGAGUUCCAAGUCGGGGAGGGUGAGUUCCAAGUCGGGGAGGGUGAGUUCCAAGUUGGGGAGGGUGAGUUCCAAGUCGGGGAGGGUGAGUUCCAAGUCGGGGAGGGUGAGUUCCAAGUCGGGGAGGGUGAGUUCCAAGUCGGGGAGGGUGAGUUCCAAGCCGGCAAGGCAGCGGAGGAUCCGCUUCCGUUUUGGGCGGCAGACUCGUUCUCCUUCCCCUACAUCACGCCAGCCACUCCCUUGCUGACACGUGGCAGCACACGGAAGCGUUUCUUCGCUGCCGAUCUCUCCGUCGAUGCUGAUGUGGCAUCCAUCGGCCAAUCAAACAAUCCCGCCCCUGGAGCCAUCUUCUUCCCCUGCCACUCUGACUUCUGCACCCACUCUCCCGUGCUCCCCUGCGGCAUGGGCACAUGCUCUAUUCCUCGACUCAAAAGCUUUCCCGCACACCCGUCCCCACCCCCCUGGGCAGACACUGACUACUGCAACCAUUCUCCCGUGCUCCCCUGCGGCAUGGGCGCAUGCUCUAAGGCGCGCUCCCCGUGGGACCCCUCUGUCCUGCUGCCGUCCUGCAAGUGCCCCUUGAAGCUCCCCUCCUUCGAGCCCACUCACCUUGCCGGCCUGCCCUCCUGCUUCCCUGGUGAGCCAUGGAGUGCAAUAGGCGAGCUCCCCUCCUUCGAGCCCACUCACCUCGCUGGCCUGCCCUCCUGCUUCCCUGGUGAGACAUGGAGCGCGCCCAAUGUUGCCUUCAUGCCUACUCUACUCCGCUCCUACAUACGAUUUUUGAGGCGCCUCAAAAAUCAUAUUGAGGCGCCUCAAAAUGUUGCCGUCAUGCCUACUCUACUCCGCUCCUACAUGCAUACCCCACUGCUGAGGUGGAUGGGACUUACUUUUGCUCUUCCCCCUUCCACUGUAUCCCCCCAAUCCCCUCCCCUUCCCUCGUUCUCUUCCCCCUCCCCCCCCUUCUUGCUCUUUCCUCCCCCUCUUCCACCAUCCUCAAUUUCUACUCUCCCCUCUCCCCACCCCACCGUCCCCUCAUCAGAGGCUUACACGUGUCGCCAGCUCUCCUCCAACCCCUGCGCCCCAGGAGUGUGCAUCGAUGGCAUAGAUGGCGCCUACUCCUGCCUCUGCCCUUCACCGUACUUCCCCUUCACCUUUUCUCCCAAGGGCACUGCCAGUUGCUCCCUGGUGCAAGCAGAUGGCAUGCGAAUACCAACCUUCCUGUCCCACUUUGGUCUCACGUGCUCCUGCUUUUGA
Messenger RNA from Closterium sp. Naga37s-1, 2589 nucleotides. Lineage: Eukaryota; Viridiplantae; Streptophyta; Zygnematophyceae; Desmidiales; Closteriaceae. The record is from the annotation of a GenBank genome assembly.